Molecule: messenger RNA, 1056 nt
Organism: Adineta ricciae
Lineage: Eukaryota; Metazoa; Rotifera; Eurotatoria; Adinetida; Adinetidae
Source: the annotation of a GenBank genome assembly
AUGGCAACUGCUGCUCAACCACGUGAUGAACCGGCCUAUAUUUCUCUUUUGAAACCGUCUCUUGUUGGACAACUUUAUUCAUGGGGUUACUUAUGCCUGUUUGUCCUCGGCUUUACUGGCAAUAUCUUCAGUUUGCUAACAUUCACGCGACCCACAUUACGAUCUGUCUCGACAGGCAUACUCUUUAUCACCUUAGCAAGCUCAGAUACAAUUUUUUUACUUGUAUCCAUCAUUGAUUUUCUUGACUUUGGUUUGGGCAUUCCUCUGGUCAGCUAUGUUAACUAUACCAUUCUAUGUCGUGUACGCCUGUUUACUGUCUCAAUGACGCAAAUCUGUUCGGCUUGGGUUUUAGUUGUGAUUUCACUCGAUCGAUGGAUUCGUACACGAUUUCCAUACAAGUCAUCUGUGAUAUGCACCCAAAAGAAAGCAUUGCUCGCCGUUGCGAUCAUCCUCAUUCUUGACAUUGGUAUUCAUGCAGUUAUGCUUACACCACUGGUCGGCACUAUAUUUCCUGGCGUUGCGUUACUAGCCUGUGGGCCAGCUACAUGGGAUUAUUUAUAUUUUUAUUACAUAACCUGGACAGUUAUUCAAGUUUUCAUUAAUUGUCUUGUGCCUGUAAUCGUAAUGCUACUGUUUCUCAUUGACAUGUUCACCAGAAUUCGUGCUCAAAAGCGAAAUGCAGGUCAACAAAUCGAAGUUCAAUCUCGUGGUCGAAUGUCCAAUCCAGCAGUGAGACGAAAUAAUCGCUUACAAACGCAAUUGUUUGCAUUGAUGUUAUCAAGUAUUACAGUCUUUCUGGCAACAAAUUUACCAGUAGCCAUCUAUCGAAUUGUAUUUCCCCGGCAAGUGCUUACCAUCCCAAUAACAGAAUAUCCAUCUGUGGCGAAACUAUCCGCCAUAUUUCAGUUCAUCUGGAGUGUCAAUUACACAAUCAAUUUCUACAUUCACUGUUUGACUUCAACGUUAUUCCGACGAGAAUUUCGAAAAUGCUUCAAUUCAUUGUGCAAAUCUAGAGAUACUCAAGUUACUCCGGCCACUUUUAUAACCGCACGCUAA